Messenger RNA from Raphanus sativus (radish), 642 nucleotides. RefSeq names its product mitochondrial import inner membrane translocase subunit TIM13. The transcript has 2 exons. The record is from RefSeq and is a predicted model, not a curated record. Gene Ontology annotation, cellular component: mitochondrial inner membrane. Gene Ontology annotation, biological process: protein insertion into mitochondrial inner membrane. Bases 176 to 436 code for a protein of 86 amino acids. NCBI's taxonomy places the organism in Eukaryota, Viridiplantae, Streptophyta, Magnoliopsida, Brassicales, Brassicaceae.
CCAACAUUCUACAAUUCAGCCCACAAAUAUUUUGGUAAGCCCGUUAAAAGGCGAAACCCUAAUAUGGGGGAAAGGAAAAGCAUCUCCUCCGGUAGUCCAGUCCUGACAAAACCUCCAAGAACGAAAAGUCGGUCUAUCUCCACCGCCAUCUUGUCUUCCGUUGGAAUUGAAGAAAAUGGAUUUCUCAUCUCCGUCGCCGCCAAUGGGUAGUGGUCAAUCACCGGAAGCAUUGAUGGAACAGGUGCAGGCGCAGCUAGCUCAAGCGUACAUGGAGGAGUUGGUUGAGACACUGAGAGGAAAAUGCUUUGAUAAAUGCAUAGCGAAGCCAGGAUCAAGCCUAAGCAGUGGCGAGAGUAGCUGCGUCUCUAGAUGCGUUGAUCGUUACAUGGAAGCUACUGGAAUCAUUAGGCGUUCUCUCUUCUCCCAACAGCGUUGAGCAAACGCUCUUUUCGUUUACGAAGAAGAAAAAAGCUGUUGUUUUACUUUUGUUUGAGUCUUUUUCAUUAAGACAAUCAUAUCGGGGUUGGUCUCUUUAUAUUGGUUUUGAAGGUGGUGAUAUAACUUUAUUACAGUGUUGACGACAAUGAUCUCCGCUUAUGAUCACUAAAAGUUGUUUGGAAAUCAAAUAUGUUUCUUGAUGAA